AUGAUAAGAGAGCUAAGUCAAUCUGAGGAAGAAAAUAGCCCAAAAAUUCUGACAUUUGGAUCAUCGAACGAAGAUGCAUUUCUUACACAGUUGGAUUUCUCGUCCGAGUAUACUCCGACUACACGCGAUGGAUCAGAGGAAGAUGAUGAAUUUGAGGUUAUUUUAGUAGGGCGUAAAAAACUCAAAAAGACAAAUGAAUUACCAUCUUCUUCUUCUCUUCCAUUGCCUGGGCUAUGA
Molecule: messenger RNA, 237 nt
Organism: Funneliformis caledonium
Lineage: Eukaryota; Fungi; Glomeromycota; Glomeromycetes; Glomerales; Glomeraceae
Source: the annotation of a GenBank genome assembly